Messenger RNA from Penicillium pulvis, 1887 nucleotides. RefSeq names its product putative mitochondrial outer membrane translocase receptor (TOM70) (gene tom70). Bases 1 to 1887 code for a protein of 628 amino acids. The transcript is spliced from 5 exons. The record is from RefSeq and is a predicted model, not a curated record. Gene Ontology annotation, biological process: intracellular protein transport. Gene Ontology annotation, cellular component: mitochondrial outer membrane. Gene Ontology annotation, molecular function: protein-transporting ATPase activity; protein binding. Lineage: Eukaryota; Fungi; Ascomycota; Eurotiomycetes; Eurotiales; Aspergillaceae.
AUGUCGUCCGCGUCGCCGUUACCUACACCCACACCCACCCAAAACGUGGUGCUGGACACUGCGACUCUGCCGCCAGCUGGCGCUUCGUCCGUCUGGGAUCGCGUGUCGAAAUGGGUAUCUGAGAAUAAGGCUCUGGUUUACACCAUUGCCGGUGUCGCUGUUGUCGUCACCAGCGCCGGAGUUGUCUACUACCUGUCCGACUCCAGCAAGCCUGCUCCCCCUGCACACAAGAAGAGCAAGAACCAGCGACGGAAAGAGAAGAAGAAGGUCGAGGAGGAGAAGAAGGCCAAACCUGCCUCUGUUCAAGAAGAGCCUGCUGCUAAGAAGGCCGAUGAGCCUGAGGAGCUGCCCGAGGUUGAUGAGGCGACCGUGGGUGAGCUGUCGGAGGAGACCCGAAAGGAGUACGCCGCCAAGCUGAAGGCCGCCGGUAACAAGGCCUACGGCUUGAAGGACUACCCCAAGGCCAUUGAUUUGUAUGGCCGUGCUAUUAUCUGCAAGCCCGACCCCGUCUUCUACUCGAACCGUGCCGCCUGCUACAACGUCCAGUCGGACUGGGAGAAGGUCGUUGAGGACACCAGCGCUGCUCUUGCCAUGGACAGCGAAUACGUCAAGGCAUUGAACCGCCGGGCUAUUGCCUACGAGCACCUCGGCAAGUUCAGCGAGGCUCUCCUCGACUUCACUGCCAGCUGCAUUAUCGAUGCUUUCUCCAACGACGUCAGCCGUAACUCCCUGGAGCGCCUGCUGAAGAAGGUUGCCGAGAAGAAGAGCCAGGCCAUUCUUGAGGCUCGCAGCAAGAAGCUGCCCAGCGCCACAUUUGUUUCCAACUACCUGCAGAGCUUCCGUCCCCGUCCCCUUCCCGAGGGUCUGGAGGAGACCGCUGAGCUGAGCGAGGACUCUGGCAAGGGUCUGCUGCGCAAGGGUUUGAUUGCCAUGGCUAAGAAGUCUGCUGAGGGUUACGAGGAGGCUGCUACCUCUUUCGAGAAGGCUCUUGAGGCUGGUGAUCUCGAAGAGUUCGAGUCCCUGGCUCUCAACAUGCGCGCUACCUUCACAUACCUGGGCGGUAAUGCCCCCGCUGCUUUGGAAGACUUGAACAAGAGUGUGGAGCUGCAACCGUCCCUGGUUCAGAGCUACAUCAAGCGUGCUAGCUUGCACCUUGAGCUUGGAAACAAGGAUGCCGCCGCCGACGACUUCGAGCUUGCCAUCAACAACGACAAGGACGACCCCGAUAUUUACUACCACCGUGCCCAGCUCCACUUCAUCCUGGGUGAGUUUGCCGAAGCCGCCAAGGACUACCAGAAGUCCAUCGACCUCGACCGAUCCUUCAUUUUCUCCCACAUUCAACUCGGUGUGACCCAGUACAAGAUGGGCUCCGUCGCCUCAGCUAUGGCCACUUUCCGCCGGUCGGUGAAGAACUUUGAGGAGGUCCCUGAUGUUUACAACUACUACGGAGAGCUUCUCCUUGACCAGCAGAACUACGCUGAGGCCAUUGAGAAGUUCGAUAAGGCUGUUGAGAUGGAGCAGUUGAGCAAGCCCAUGGGCAUCAACGUCCUACCGCUCAUCAACAAGGCCCUCGCCCUGUUCCAGUGGAAGCACGACUUCCAGGAGGCCGAGAACCUCUGCCAGAAGGCUCUGAUCAUCGAUCCUGAGUGUGAUAUUGCCGUUGGCACCAUGGCCCAGUUGCUCCUUCAGCAGGGCAAGGUCUCCCAGGCUCUCAAGUACUUCGAGCGCGCAGCUGAGCUUGCUCGUACCGAGGCCGAGAUCAUCAACGCCAUCUCCUACGCCGAGGCCACUCGCACCCAGUUGGAGGUCCAGGAGCAGUACCCCCAGCUGGCUGCCCGCCUGAACGCCAUGGGUGGUAGCAUGGGCCCCGGUGCUCCUCCCAUGUAA